ACAUUCUCCUCUCUCUCUCUCCCUCUCUCAUCCAUUUCAAUUCUCUCUCUUGACACAGCUACAAGACAAGCCACCUCCUCCCUCCCUCCUCUACUGAACCAAGAAGAGGAGAGAGAAAGUAGAGGAGAGGGAGACAAGCAGACAGACAGAAUUGCCUGCCAAGAAACGAGAUACACACACAUCUAGAGAGAGAAAGUAGAGAGAGAUCAAGAACAAGAACAAGAUCAAGAAGAGGAGAUCUGUGGCGAUGGGGAUGAGGCCGGGUUGGGUAGGCGGGCUGGUGGAGGAGAGCUUCUUCGUGGGUUGCCCAGCGCACGAGAGCCGGAAGAAGAACGAGAAGAACAUCUUCUGCCUCGCCUGCUGCACCAGCAUCUGCCCUCACUGCGCCCCCUCCCAUCGCCACCACCCUCUCCUCCAGGUGCGGCGGUACGUGUACAAUGACGUCGUCCGCCUCGGCGACCUCGAGAAGCUCAUCGAAUGCUCCUACGUCCAGCCGUACACGAUCAACAGCGCGAAGGUGAUAUUCCUGAAGCCGAGGCCGCAGUCGAGGCCGUUCAAGGGGUCAGGCAAUGUGUGCCUCACCUGCGACCGCAUCCUGCAGGAGCCCUUCCACUUCUGCUCCCUCUCCUGCAAGGUGGACCACGUCAUGGUCCACGGUGGCGGCGACCUCUCCAACAUCAUCCUCCUCCACCCCCACCACCACCCCAACACCGCCACCGCCUCGGCCUUCCCCCGUUUCGAGGACCUCCGUGUCGGCGCUGACGAUGAUGCUGCCGCUAUCACCGCCGUCACGCCAGAAGGACGUUAUGGUGGCGGCGGUGGUGGGUCUAGUGAUAAUGGCGGCGGUGAUGGCGGUGGCGGCGAGGUGGGGGAGGUGAAGAGGAAGAAGAAGAAGGGGGGAGGGUUCUUCCCCCAGAUUCUGGGGCUGGGGAGUAGGAGGAAGGGUGCACCCCACAGAUCACCCCUGUCCUAAGCCUAAUCACCACUUUGCCCCCCUAGCUACAUAUAUGUGCCAUUAAUAGCAGCUAGCUGUUAAUUAAUUACUAGUAGUAGCUAAGCUAGCCCCUAGCUGUACUAGCUAGUUCUAGCUUUUAGUGUGUCAUGUCAUUAUAGCCCUAUGAUUAGCCAUGUAGAGAGAGAUGAGUGUGUGUGUUAAUUUGUGUGUUGGUUGGUUGGUUGGAUGGGUUCUUUGGGAGGUAGGGGCUUUUGUUUGUGUGAUCUAGCUUAGCUUAAGGUUAAUUAGCUUAGCUAGGGCCACUUCCAAGCUAAUAGGCACUUAGGCAGUGUUUUGAUGGGAGACAGAGAGGGAGGGAGAAAGAGAGGAAAAAAGCAAGCAAUUCUCCUACUGUUACAGGCCUAGGUAGCUGAGUCACAGGUAUGUGGGGCCCAGGUUGCAUGGCUUCCCCUACAUGAUAGUGUGUGGCUACCAAUUUUGUACUUGAUGUAACAGCAGGGUUACUUGCAUACACUUCCAUAACCACAUAUAUAAUUAAUUAAUAUCGUUCCUCA
Oryza sativa Japonica Group (Japanese rice) is the source of this 1509-nucleotide messenger RNA. RefSeq names its product protein RGF1 INDUCIBLE TRANSCRIPTION FACTOR 1. NCBI's taxonomy places the organism in Eukaryota, Viridiplantae, Streptophyta, Magnoliopsida, Poales, Poaceae. Gene Ontology annotation, molecular function: zinc ion binding. The record is from RefSeq and is a predicted model, not a curated record.